This is a messenger RNA of Volvox carteri f. nagariensis, 507 nucleotides long. RefSeq lists its product as uncharacterized. Lineage: Eukaryota; Viridiplantae; Chlorophyta; Chlorophyceae; Chlamydomonadales; Volvocaceae. Gene Ontology annotation, molecular function: RNA binding. The annotation marks the transcript as partial. The record is from RefSeq and is a predicted model, not a curated record. Gene Ontology annotation, cellular component: nucleolar ribonuclease P complex. The transcript is spliced from 5 exons. Gene Ontology annotation, biological process: tRNA processing.
CUCCGACAGCUUCGGCGGCUGCACUUCGUUGCAGCAGACGCCGUGCAGGCCUCGCAGCUGAGCAGCUCCGGGGACGUCGUUCGGUCGUACGACCUGGUGUCUAUAACCCCCAAGACAGAGCGCCUUAACCACCCUGCAUGCACUUCCCUGGAAGUGGACCUCAUCUGUCUGGAGCUUUGGCAGCGGAUGACCAUCAAGCUACGUGCCCCGGCCAUCAAGGCGGCCUUGCGGAGGGGCAUAUACUUCGAGAUAUGCUACGCUCCAGGCCUCCGAGAGCCCACCGCGCGCCGCAACCUCUUCUGUAACGCCCAGGCCUUGGUGCGCGUGACACGGGGCAAGCACAUCCUGCUCAGCAGCUCAGCACGCUCCGCCUUCGAGGUGCGGUCUCCCCUGGAGCUGGUGCACAUGGCGACUCUCUUCGGACUCACAAGCAAACAGGCCCAGGUGCGGGUGAAGAGAGCUACAUGCCGGUCCACAACACGAGAGCUAAGGGGCCUGGGGGAGUGA